Messenger RNA from Beta vulgaris subsp. vulgaris (sugar beet), 1508 nucleotides. RefSeq names its product ferredoxin--NADP reductase, chloroplastic. NCBI's taxonomy places the organism in Eukaryota, Viridiplantae, Streptophyta, Magnoliopsida, Caryophyllales, Amaranthaceae. Gene Ontology annotation, molecular function: oxidoreductase activity. The transcript has 9 exons. Bases 164 to 1273 code for a protein of 369 amino acids. The record is from RefSeq and is a predicted model, not a curated record.
GCUCCUUCAAUAUCCUCCACCCAAAACAUAAUCCACUCCUUUUCUCUAUCUCUUUCCUACUAACACUUAAACUGCUAAUAAUCAAAACUAUUCAACAGUUUUUUCUGUCUCUCCUUUCAUUUCUUCUUCCUAUUUUCAUUCUUCUUCCAAUAUACACACAGUCAUGGCUGCUGCAGUAACUGCUGCAGUUUCUUUCCCUUCUACAAAAUCUACUUCUCUUUCCUCAAGAACUUCUUCCAUCAUCUCCCCUGAGAAGAUCAGCUUCAAGAAGGUUCCUCUGUACUACAGAAAUGUAUCUGCAACUGGUAAAGUGGGUCCCAUUAGAGCCCAAGUGACCUCUGAUGUGGAGGCACCUGCAGCUGCACCUGCUAAAGUUGAGAAACAUUCUAAGAAAAUGGAGGAAAAUUUGGUUGUGAACAAGUAUAAGCCUAAGAAUCCUUACGUUGGAAGAUGUCUUCUUAACACUAAAAUCACUGGGGAUGAUGCACCUGGAGAAACCUGGCACAUGGUUUUCUCCCAUGAAGGAGAGAUCCCUUACAGAGAAGGGCAGUCCGUUGGGGUCAUUGCAGAUGGUCUUGACAAGAAUGGAAAGCCCCAUAAGUUGAGAUUGUACUCGAUUGCCAGCAGUGCCCUCGGUGACUUUGGUGAUUCAAAAACUGUUUCAUUGUGUGUAAAACGACUUGUCUACACCAAUGACGCUGGAGAAGAAGUUAAGGGAGUCUGCUCAAACUUCUUGUGUGACUUGAAACCUGGUUCUGAAGUGAAGCUAACAGGGCCAGUUGGAAAGGAAAUGUUGAUGCCCAAAGACCCUAAUGCUACGAUUGUCAUGCUUGGAACUGGAACAGGAAUUGCUCCUUUCCGUUCAUUCUUGUGGAAGAUGUUCUUUGAAAAGCAUGAGGAUUACCAGUUUAACGGCUUGGCUUGGCUCUUCUUGGGUGUACCCACCAGCAGUUCUCUGCUCUACAAAGAGGAAUUCGAGAAGAUGAAGGAGAAGUUUCCAGACAACUUUAGGCUGGAUUUUGCCGUUAGCAGAGAGCAAACUAACGAGAAAGGCGAGAAGAUGUACAUUCAAACUCGUAUGGCACAAUAUGCUAAUGAGCUAUGGGAAAUGCUUAAGAAAGACAACACUUUCGUCUACAUGUGUGGGCUCAAGGGAAUGGAAUCAGGAAUUGAUGACAUUAUGGUUUCGUUGGCUGCUGCAGAAGGCAUUGAUUGGUUUGAAUACAAGAGGCAGCUCAAGAAGGCAGAACAAUGGAAUGUGGAAGUCUACUAAUAACUGUUGUACAAAAAUCUCUUAUUCCUUUUUGUGAAGCAGCAUCUAUAUCUAUUGCCAUUUUCUCACUGCACCUUGUAGAUAGGUCAGUUUUUUUUAUUUUUAUUUUUGUGGGUUAUGAUGUUGUUAUGACGAUAAGCAAAUGCAGGCUAGUUUUUCAGCUAAUUAUAUAGUGGAAAUUAUUGUUGAUACUGUACACAGAGGAAUUUAUGAGAAUGAAUACCUUAUGCUUCAA